CAUGUGUUUGUUCAGUUGAGGCUCAGUUGCCGGAGCGGCCGCCAGGAGUCCGGUGGAGCCUGAGGUCCGGUGGAGGAGUAGAGAGGUGGGUCUCCUGGUGGGUAUUAGCAAGCAAGAUGGGCCACAUAUUCUCUCAGUACCUGGCGGACCCGGCCAUCACGCCGGACUACACCAAGGGCCCGACCUUCGACCCGCUCUAUGGCUUCCCUGAGGGCAGGAAGGAAAGAGUAAUGUUGGCAACUUUGGAAGAAAUGGAGUCCGUCCAGCUUCCGCUCGACAAGCGGGACUAUUGUGCUCACCUGGCCAUCAAGAACCGAGCAUGUCGGGAAAGAGAAUGGCCAUUAGUUUACAAGUGUGCACACGAAAAGCACGAAUACCUUAACUGUGAAUAUGAAGAUUAUGUGUUGAGAAUGAAGGAGCACGAGCGUGAACGGCGUCUUCUGGAGCGAGCCAAGAGGAAGGCACAAAAAGAUGCACAUGAAGAACUGGACUAAAGACAUUGCCUUUUGUGUCCAUUCCUUAUACUUGCACAAGUUGUGACAAACUUGUCUAAUCUUUUCCGGUGUCUUAUGAAGAUAUGUUGGGUUUUCACUUGGGGGGGAAAUAGUUUUUCACAUAUUGUACUUUAAUACUUUAAACCUUGCGUCAAUAGCCAUCUAGUAUGAGGAAAGACAUUUUGUUUAUGGUCUACCACCAAAAUUCAAUUAAUAAUUCUGGUGUUUUGUAUAGUUUAUUCAUAAUGUGUCAACCAUUAGGAAAGGCAUUGUAUAGUAAUUGUUAAUUUUCAUUGAAUGAUAUUAAUUUUGUUUCAAUUCUUAACAUAGAGAAAUGUUUAUUAAGGGGGAAAUUAAGUUUAUUGAUACUUUUCCAAUGAUAAAACAAACAGCUGGUCUUUUUAGGAAUGUAAAUAUCAAAGUUGAGAUAAAAUAAAUGUAUAUAGUUACAAAAACUUUCACUUGCCAACUCUUUGGAGAAUAUUUAUAGUGGAAUUAAUAUUAGGACAUUUAUAGACUAAUGAAACAUUGCUGAUUGGUCUGUAUGGUGGUAAAGUUUUAUGAAAUUCAAAAAAUUAAGAUUUAGCUGUUAGUGCUCGAAAAGAAUAAAUUCUAGAAUUA
Messenger RNA from Procambarus clarkii (red swamp crayfish), 1115 nucleotides. It is a transcript of the gene ND-B18, whose product is annotated as NADH dehydrogenase (ubiquinone) B18 subunit. Gene Ontology annotation, cellular component: mitochondrion. The record is from RefSeq and is a predicted model, not a curated record. Lineage: Eukaryota; Metazoa; Arthropoda; Malacostraca; Decapoda; Cambaridae.